Coffea arabica (coffee) is the source of this 3047-nucleotide messenger RNA. The record is from RefSeq and is a predicted model, not a curated record. Lineage: Eukaryota; Viridiplantae; Streptophyta; Magnoliopsida; Gentianales; Rubiaceae.
GUGUCUUACUUCCUUUUUUAUGCUGCAGGCUAGAUUUUGGAUGUUAGUACGCUUACUUUUUGGGUAGAUGAUUAGUAAUAUAUGAUCUAGUUUUUUUUUUUUUCAUGUGCCUGUUGAAAUCUUUGGCUGGUUUUUGUGGGCUCUUGAUUAUCUGGAAUUUUGUUUCUUCAUAAAACAAAGCUGUAUUAACAGGGGAUUUGGCUUUUAUCACUUUUUUCUUGACAUGUUCCAGUUUGAUGGUUCAAGUCUUCCAUGUUUCUUGACAUAUGACCUGAAGAUGUUCUGCAUAACCUUAUAUGAUGUUCUACUAAAUGAUGUUUCAAGUUUUCUCGUUGUCUAUGUUGUUUGGUUAAACUUCAGCUCUGAUGAGGAUGCUUAUUUGUAGUAUUCAUAGAAUAUCCUUUGCUAUGGCCCCUAAUUAUUGAAGGGUUGGAGUCUUUUCUUUCAUAUGCCUAGAAGAAAAUUAAUAUUUUCAAAAUUUUAAAAUACAAGAAACAUAUUUACUGAGUGAUAUAUUAGAUCUGAGGCUCUUUGCUUAGGCAGGCUGACCUGGUGUUUAUAUUGGGUCACAUGCUACUUAUUGGUGUUUCUGGAUACUUUUUGUCUCCUCUGUUGGAUGGUAAAACCAUUAUACUACUAUUUGGUUAAUCUGUUUGUUGCUCAUAGCUAUUGUCAUAAGGUUGUGUUCUAGAAAUAGUUCACCAGUUCCUUUGUAUCUCCUGUGGUUUAUUAGUUCUGGGUCAAUGGAGGGACUAUGAUAGUUGCCCAUUUUCUGUUUUGGAUACCAAAAAAACUAGCAUACAUGGACUUACAAGUCAAAAUUUUAUUUGUGUGCUUGUCCCAUUGUUUUUCCAUCAAAAUUUUCAUUUUCUUCUUUUGCAUUGUAAUCAGAAUAUAAAACUUAUCCAGAAUUGCAAAGGCUGCAAAAUAUUUCCAAACUGAAUUAGUAAACUUUAGAUUGACAUUAGAAUUAGACAGAGCUGUGCUAUUUAGAGUCAAAUGACAUGGAGGUUUUAACCUACUAUUCAGUGGGCACAUAUAUUCUUCUGAGUGAAACUGCUUUCUGAUGAAAAAAUUGUUAGAUUAACCAAAUGAAAGAAAGUUUGGGUGUAUAAUCUGGUGGCAAGUUUAGAGCAGUCCUGAGAUAUUAGGGAGCAUCCAUCAAAGUUUAGAUGGUAAAUUGUGAGCUAAAGCAAAACAGUUUUUGGCUUUCAAAAAGAUAUUAAGUGGCCACUACCAUUUUGGUUUGUUGAAGCAAUUCUUGCUACCUAUUUUUACUUAAUCUGCUUUACUCCUUUUUAUUGUGUGUCAUAUGAGGGUUCUUAUGCCAUGAUAAGUGAGUUACUCUUGACUAGAUAUUUCUUAGCUGAUGAUUUAAGAGUUCUCAUGUGGGCUUUGACCAUGACUGACUUAGUGAUUAAUUGUAGUCACAAUUAAUCUUUACCAAAGACGUAAUUAUGCAGAAAAUGUACUAAAAAUCCACAUGGAUCCUUAGUACCACAAAGGGAAUCUAAUCAAUUUAUGAAUGUUUUGGUAUGAAAAUGAGAAGAGAAGAGCAAGCAAUAUACAUACUUCUCUUUCUUGCACCUGGUUUUGGUAACUGCGUGAUUGAAAUGGAUGCGUUGAUUCUUAAAAUCCAUGAUUUUUGAAUAGGUUUGUCUUAACCAAGGAUAAAGAAAGAAAUCCUUUGGAAAUCUUUUUUUCAUUAUCGUUUCUCUCCUUCAUGUUGUUGCUGUAUAUUAAUUCGAUUACCUAUAUACUUUGUUUCUAUGGAAUUUCAUAAUAGAAAACGGAAAGGAUUUUGAAUCUGGGAAUGCAGGAAACACUCAGACUGGGGCUUCAUUCAACAUAUGCUUCAAUAAACCCAAACAAAUUAUUGCUUCCUAACAUUCUAUCAUUUUUAAGGAACCUAAUGGUGAUUUGAUGAAUUGAAUUUCGUCAUGAUGUUGAAAUUAGGCACACAGGUGCUAGAGAAGACAGGGUCCUACAUAUGCUGGCUUACUAUUUGGCUUUGACGUGGUCAUUCAGGCAUAAGCUUCAUUUUGAAAUCCACGGUAUAUGGAAGUCGGUUCAUAAACAAGAAGCAUUAGUUGUGAGUGGUAACAAGAUCUAUUACUAGUCAAGGGACUCCUUUGUACUUCAGUGCUCUACCCCAAAAUGAAGGCACCAACUAUUAACCUUGAAUCUGAAGAGGAUUCUGAGGUGAGCAGUCAAGUUGCCUCCAACAUAUCCACCCAAGAAGUCUCUCCUGGUCCUUCGAAGGAGAGCAUUACUUCUUCACCGUCUCUCACACACUCACUUGAUCUAGAAAGGGAUCCAAGGCCAGUUACUCUUGACUUGACUCUUGGCUUCAACAGCAGUGAUACUGAUUCGAAGGGUGUUGGUGAGAAUAAUGGUGAAGUAUUUCCUCAUCCCCCAACUCCAGGAGUGUCCAGGGUAUUCUCCUGUAACUAUUGUAGGCGCAAGUUCUAUAGCUCGCAGGCAUUAGGCGGUCAUCAAAAUGCACACAAGAGGGAGAGGACACUUGCAAAGAGGGCCAUGCGGAUGAAUAUGAUAUCAGAUCGCUAUGCCAGCUUGGCAUCUCUUCCCCUUCAUGGAUCUGCAUUUCGGUCUUUGGGCAUUGAAGCUCAUGCUUCGGUGCACCAACCAAUUAUGUCAUCAGAUAGGCCUCUCCAUGCAAUAAGAGGCGGAGCAAAGUUUGAACAAGGUUAUUUUGGUAUGCCAGUGUAUAUGGAAGAUGAUGAAGUAGAAAUGUACUGGCCUGGCAGUUUCCGACAAGUUGAAGGAGUUGCCAGCAAUCUGGCUUUGAAUUCUGGGCAAAGUUCCAGCAUCAAUUUUGUAGCAGUGGCACCACCGCCUAGAGCAGACUCAUCAACAACACCUGAUCUAAAUUUGAAACUUUGACGAGUCAUCUUCUCUUUUGUAAUACGAAGUCAUAAUUAUUUCUUCUGAAUUCAUAAUUUUGUGACAAUUUGCUAAUGUACAGGGAUUAAGUGUUAAGGGUUGAAUAUGAGCUUUUUAAUCCUAAUUCCUCCUCAACUUAAUUA